Coccomyxa subellipsoidea C-169 is the source of this 2703-nucleotide messenger RNA. RefSeq lists its product as hypothetical. Bases 1 to 2703 code for a protein of 900 amino acids. NCBI's taxonomy places the organism in Eukaryota, Viridiplantae, Chlorophyta, Trebouxiophyceae, Coccomyxaceae. The record is from RefSeq and is a predicted model, not a curated record. The transcript has 19 exons.
AUGCAGCACCGGCAGGCGCUGGUCUCACUGCUCUCCACGCUGACCCCUGCCCUUUCUGGGCACGCGCAGCUUCUGGAGCAGCUGCAAGACACCCAGCUGGGCCUGGACACCCUGUCUCAUAUCCCCCAACCCUGGACUGAUCGCCUCGCGCACCUUCUCAGUUCUCCGCCGCUGAUAGUGGAGUCGCUGAUCAUGACGCAGCAGUUUGCAAUUGCCAAAGAUGUGCUGGCAGCUCAGCCGAAGCUGCAGGAUGAUACCAUGCUCCUGCACUAUGCAAGGCGCGCAGUGCAGUUUGACAGAUGGUACGUUGUGCCCACUUUGUCAAGGCGAGGCAGCACACCAAGCUUUGUGCCCCUCAGUCGCCGCUCCUCAACUGCCAGCAUCCCCAGUCCUCACAGCCAAACUCCCACCCACACAUUACAGGCUGCUGCGUCCAAUCUGGCACAAAGAUUGGGAGGUCAGGGGAAUGGGUGGGGUGAAGACCCCUCCCAGCACGGGCCGCGGGGCCAGGGGGCAGGCAUUGUGCCGUGGCAGGUGCUGUCUGGAGAUGAGCACGCAGACGAGCAGCUCAGGGAGAACCACCACUUUGUCACGGCGCCCAAUGCCAGGUUGCUGCGCAAGAUCCUCUCCCUGUGCUCCUCGCGCAUGGUGGCGGCUGAGUCAGCGCUGGAUAUUGCGAGCAAGCUGGCUUCCGGGCAGCUGCGCGUGCCUUUGGAGGACCUUGCACAUGAUGCCACAGAGAUGGAGCGGGCUCUGGAGGCGGCCAACACCCUUGUGGACGUCCUGGAGUUUGCCAGCAGCCAGCUGGACGACCUAACCAAGGCAGGCCACAAAAGCGCCAAGGCGUCAACGGCGACGGCUGCUCUGAGGACGCGCGUGGCGUCGCUGGCGCAGAAGGCUGAUAUGGCACAGAUUUUGCUGGGGAACCUGGUCCCUAUCAAUCUGGAUGACAUGGAGUCCAACGAACAGGUCGAAGCACUGGUGGGGAGGCUGGUGCGGGAGGAGCAGUAUGCGCUGGCAGCCUAUGUGACUAAGCGGUGGGGCCUGGAUGCCUGCGCUGUGUGGGAGCAGUGGGCGCACUCCCUCAUCAUGUUGGCGCGUUAUGAGGAGGCUGAGGGGAGGCUGUCAAACGCUCUACGGUCCCCUGGGAGCGCUGAUGUGGCGCAGCGAUUUGUCACCCUUCUUGAGGGUGCUGAGUGGUUUCUCUGGACACAGGACACCGUUCCUGUCAACCUGGCAGCGCUGCAGGACCUGUGCACUGCACUCACCUCAGCCACACUGGAGGAUGGCGAAGAGUCCCUAUCUGUAGCAGAGUUCCUGAAGAUGCUGAGGACUCCACAGAGGCUGCCCUCGGCCGAGCAGGCUGCCUACAAGAGCAUGCCAGAGGCGCAGAUGGUGGGCAGGCGAUAUGCACUGGCAGAGAAGCUGCUGAGGGAGUAUGCUCCUGCCAAGCUGCUGGCCUUCAUGUUCAAGCAUGGCCAGGCGGCAGCCGCCUGCGAGCUGCUGUACCCUCCCGCCCCCGCACCCACUCCCUCAGGAAGUCCCGCAAGCGCUGACUCAUCUGGUGGCAGCAGCGAAGGCCAGCCUAUCACCACCAGGUAUGGCAACAGCACGCAUCUGCUGGAUCUGUGCUGCCGGCACAACGAGCUGCGCACGCAGCAGCGGACGCUGGCGGCCGGGGGUCCCAGGGGGAGGAUGCUGAUGCUGACGUAUCGCUGCCCCUGGAAGCCCGGCUCCAGUUCGUGCAGAGGUGCCACCUGGCGCUCGGGAGGCCUGACGAAGCAGCUCAUGGCCCUGCUGCGUAGCUUCUGCGCACCUCAGUGGGGCGUGGCAUGUGUGCGGCUGUCGUCUAUGGCGCCGGAUUUCACCACCGCCGUCCGGCUGCUGGAGAAUGCAGCGGUGCACUUCCAGACCGCCCUGGAGUCUCUGCAGAACAGCACACCAUCGCGUCAACAGGGCGUGGCUGGGGGCAUGCGCUUGAGUGCGGCGCAGCUGAUGGAGCAGACAACGCAGGCGCAGCUGCAGGCUGAGGUGUACCGCUGCGUCAGCGCCAUGCUGGCGUCCGAGGCGCGCGGCCGACUGGGCUUCCGGCUGCCGGGUGUCGGCCCCGCCGCCCCUGCACCGGCCGUGGCCCCGGCGCUGUACUGCCUCUACCGGGACUGCCCUGCUCCCUCUGCACCUCCAAUGCAGCAGCGCAGGCUUGCAGUGGCGGAGCGGCUGCUGCCGGUCAACUUUGACCUGGCCUUCCGGGCGCUGCAUGCGUUCGGCGGCGAUCGGCCGGCGCGCACUUUUGCAUCGGUGGCCGCCAGCCUGGCGCGCCGCGAUGAGCUGGCAGCCCUGAAGAGCCUGCUGCAGAGCGUGCAGGGUACCAUCACCGACGCAGAAUGGGACGAGGUGCUUGCAGCGGCGGUGGCUGGGCUGGCGAAUGGGCAGGAGCGGCCGGUGUCGGGCAACAGCUGGGCAGCCUCCUGGGCAGGAGAGGACGACCUGACCAGCCCUGCCGAGGAACUUGUACUCUCCAUGCGCUCCCAUCGCUCAAAGGUGCAGUCUCUGCUGAAGCUGGGUUUGCUGCGGCACGCGUUUGAGGUGGCUCAGGCGGCCGGCAGCCGUGCAGAUGUGCAGCUGGUGGCAGCAGACGCCGGGCGCAGGGCUAAUGCAGAUAUUGUGGCGCUGUGCACUGCCUACCUGCAGUCAGACGGCUGA